This is a messenger RNA of Canariomyces notabilis, 1906 nucleotides long. Its product is annotated as PIG-X-domain-containing protein. Gene Ontology annotation, molecular function: mannosyltransferase activity. Gene Ontology annotation, biological process: GPI anchor biosynthetic process. NCBI's taxonomy places the organism in Eukaryota, Fungi, Ascomycota, Sordariomycetes, Sordariales, Chaetomiaceae. The transcript is spliced from 3 exons. Gene Ontology annotation, cellular component: endoplasmic reticulum membrane; glycosylphosphatidylinositol-mannosyltransferase I complex. The record is from RefSeq and is a predicted model, not a curated record. The coding region runs from base 111 to 1646 and encodes 511 amino acids.
AAGGCUGGCCCGCGCAAGCCUGCCGCGACCAUAACGUUCCCCGUCACCCGUCACGUGCAGGUCACUCCCUUAAUCUCAUAAUCUUUUCUGAUCUGCCUUCCUUAACAACCAUGCGUGAGCGGAUUACAUUUGUGCAGAAUCUGGGAGAUUCAUUGGAGCCCUCGGCCAUCAAGAUCAAUGGCGGCACCAUUAGUGGUCCGGAAGUGCAAGCUGUCCGCGAGGACAGGCUGACGAUACCUUUGGAUGAGCUCCCCGCAGAACUGCAGGCGUUGUUAAGAGCCACUCGCGAAUUGCACACUCGAUGGGUUAGCCCCCGGCCCUACGAGGGCAUCAGUCCGUUGCUUGCGAGACUGCCGCCUGGUUUACAUGUGAUUUUCAUUCCUGGAAAGGAUGAUGUUGUGUCGAGUCCUCUCUGCAAAACGCUCGCCGAGAUAUUUGGAGAUGUCUCUUGCUCGACCGCCACUGAGGCAUUCACAUCACUCCCUGAGGCCGCGUUGCAGUACUAUCAGCAGCUAGACGACCUGUCUCAUUUCAUCAAAUAUGCCAAACCUCAAUUAUGCCCAAGAGACGAUGUCUCCUGUUUAGCCAGGCUUGAGAGUCUCUCGCACGCUAGCUCACUUGACAUAUCGUACGACAGCUCGUUGCACGCCCUGCGCAUUACCGCCGUCUGGCCCUACCAACGUCAGCCAGUUCAAGCCUCAUCCCGUAAAGGAAUCCGAACAGAGGUAGGCAUCCUGUCCACCGACAAGCCACAGACGCUCGAGCCGCACGAGAUCGGCAUUUCGGGCCUCUUGACAGUCCUGGGCCAAGAUUCGAAGCCGUCACCCACAAUGUUCACCUUCGCAUCGCGCCACCGGGACGCCGAAUCCAGCUUCUCGGCCCAAUUCCUGUCCCCGACCGGCCUCCAUCCGACUCUCCAGCUCCGCCUCAGCUCCCCCAAACCACCCCCUUCCUUCUCAUCCUCGCCCUCGUCCUGCUCGCCGCACGCGUAUCUCACCCUGCCCAAGACUAUCUUCCCAGACAAGUACCAGCUCUCAGACCCGCUGUUCCUCGCCUCCAAGAACCUCAGCGCCCUCCGCUACACCACCCAACCCAUCGACCUCGAAGCCCCCGCCUAUGUCCUGCCCCAGUGGGGAGCGACAGUCCUCGUGGAACUGGCACCACCACCAGCAGCAGCGGAAUCACCACUAGGAUCACAAGGCCACCAAGCAGACACAGAAUGGACCGCCGAAAUCCCUCUGCACCUCCGAUACCUCGCCCCGUCGGCCGGUGGUUCAUCGGCCAUAACCGUCCCCUACCCGGCCGUGUUCUGGGCAUGUACGCCUGACGAUGGGGGUGGGCCGGAGAUUACUGCCAGCUCCAACCCUUUUGAUCGGGGCAAUCUAGGGUAUGACAGGCUGUUCCCUGAGGGGACGGUGUUUUGGCAUGUUGAGCCGCGGCCGUCAGUUGAGCAUGGGAGUAAGGGCUUGCUGGUAAACGAAGUCAGGGUACCGGUGCUGGAUUUGGAGAAGGCCGGGUGGGUGAAUGCGGGGACCGCGGCUGUGGUGUUGCUUGGGUUUGCCUGGAUUGUCUACAAGUUGGCGGGGGUUUGGAGAAGAGAGGGGUACGGCAGCGGAAAGGUGGGGGCUGAGAAGAAGAGGCAGUGAUCGGAUCUCAGAUCUUAGUCUGAGAGUAUGGUGUAAUGGAAUGGUGGUGUACAAACAGCAGACUGUUUCAAACCGCUUGAUAAUACAGUCGACACCACCCUUUUGUUCAUUGCAAUUCUCAUUUCAAAACUGCCAGUGUUUACUAGAUUUUCAAGGAGGUUCGUAUACGAAGUACAUGAUACUCUGUAACGUUAGGUCGAUACUGUAACGCGCUAGUCGCAGGGCUAAAAUAGCCUGCCAAGAAAUGACGUCUUCACUAC